This is a messenger RNA of Bursaphelenchus xylophilus (pine wood nematode), 15591 nucleotides long. Lineage: Eukaryota; Metazoa; Nematoda; Chromadorea; Rhabditida; Aphelenchoididae. The record is from the annotation of a GenBank genome assembly.
AUGAGUACCAAAAGGCGAAAAACCGAAGAUGGAGCCACUCCAGGUCGCAAACGAGCCCGAAAAGAGCCAGGAGUCGACCAAGUGAGUUUUUUUCAACAUUUUUGUUUCGAAUUUUAGGAGAGACGUUCGAAGAGAAGGGCUUUUUUUACUGUUGAAAGUUUUAUUUCGCGGCUUUUUGGUGGAGAAUUUAAUUUCCAAACAAGUGGAAUUUGUUUUGAAUUGAAAUUGUUGAAAGUUGGAGGAGAAACGCGACUUUUAUUUCAAGAAAUACCAGCUGGUAUCUAAAACAAUAUAAUUUUUUGUUGAAAAAAACUUUGAGAAUUUUCAUAAUCCAUGUUAAUACGUCUCAGAGCUCUGCAGAGCUCGUAAAAAUUCGUAUAAACCUGCAUUUGUAAGAGAAUCUUUUUUCCAGAGCAGCCUUUGCCAGGCCCUCUUCAACGCCAUAAAAGCGGCUCGCGAUGAGUCAGGCGCCCUGAUCUCGGAGACAUUUAUGCGUGCACCAUCACGCCGCUCCGACCCCGAGUACCACAAUGCAAUCCAAAAGCCCAUCGACAUUGGACGAAUCUCACAGAAAUUGAAUUCCGAUGACUAUGGGACUUUUGAGGAAAUCUGCGACGAUUUUGAAUUGCUGAUCAAAAAUUCGUUGAGCUAUUAUAAGGUGAGGGCUGGAAGAGAGGUAGAAAGGCUUGAUUUAGCAUUUGAGAGGGGUGUCUUGUUGAGUUGAAGGAUUAAUUUUGAUAAAAUUGAGAUUUUGGAUAUUACACUAGACAAAUUUGACGUUUUUUAAUCAAAAAUGGCUUGUUUUUCGAGUUUUUUUGUUUGAAAUGGAUGAAUAAUACUAUGAAGGUUCUUUUGAAGGUAGAAUGAAGGAAUUUUGGUUUUAAAUUUGUGUUGUUUUUAUAUAAUUUACCUUAUUUUAGGCUGACUCUCAAGAACGAAAGCAUGCCAUCGCUCUGCAACGAGUUUUUCAUGAAGAAAGAGAUAAAAUCUUAUUCCCUGAAGAGGAAACAAACUCCAAAACAGCUAAAAAGUAAGUAAAAAAGUAUUUUUUUGGCCUAUAUUUUACCUGAUAUUGUACUAGGUCAAAAUUUUUUUUUUCAAUUUUUAGUGAGCCCAUCGAAGAAUGGCGUCUCCAAGCUGUCGUCUGUGCUAUCCUCGACUUAACGGAUAAACAAGGAAGGCUAUUAUGCCCGCCAUUCCGAGUUCUGGCACCUCGCGACAAAUUCCCCGAGUAUUAUGAAGCCGUCCAGAACCCAAUUGACCUGCAAAAAAUUGGCCAAAAAAUUCGAAAUGGCGAAUAUGCGAGCUGGAAGGAAUUCCAAGACGAUCUCAGGCUGCUUUUCCGCAAUGCAAAGACUUUUAACGAACCUGGGAGCGUCAUUUACAAAGACGCCGUUCAGCUAAAUCAGUUUGCAAAUGCGAAGUGUAAUGAACUCAAGGACAGUAAAAAAAUGCCAGCGAAAGAGUAAGCCCUUUUAAUUUUGUUUUUUUCGAUGUUUAGAGACGAUUGGAUCAAGUUUUUCACAAAUUUGGACCUAAAGUUAUAUUGGACUUGACAAAUCUUUCAAGUUUUUGUUUCAGAGCAAACAAAAAUAAAGAAACAAUCGAAGAAUUGCUCUCACAAAGCUACGAAGCUGAUGAGGACACAAUUUCCGAGGAUUCGGACGAUGAAAAUCAGGAAUCGGUCUCGGAGGAAAUGCGAAAUUUGUAUUGGAAGGUCCGAGACCACAAAAAGGAUGGAAGAGAACUGUCGGAAAGCUUCAUGGCCCUUCCAGAGAAAGUGUAAGUGAUUUGGAAUGAAGUAGAGAGGAGGUAGGGUCGAAAAAAUCAAAGAUUUUUAUGUAUUUAUAUCAGUGUCAUGGAUAAUAUAAAUUUUUGAUUUUUUAUCAAAAUUUUUGGUUUGAAGGGUGUGAAAUUGAGAAAAUAAGCCAUAUUGAGGAUUAAAAAAUGGUUUGGUUAUAUGAAAACGAAGAUUUUUGAUAUUAAUUUAUAUUAAUUUACCUUGUUUUAGACACUACCCCGAUUAUUACGAGGAGAUCACAGACCCGGUCUCGUUUUACCUGGUGAACAAACGAAUGAAAACUGGCACCUAUGAGAGCAUUGGAGAGCUCGUGGAAGACAUUCAUAAAAUCUUCUGCAAUGCCAUGACCUACAACGUCCCCCAAUCUGAUAUUUAUGAAGAUGCCGCGGAAUUGGAGACGUUCCUGAUCAAAACGGUGAAGGAAAUGGGAAUUGAAGUGGAUAUCAAGGUAGGAGAGGGGAUUUAGUGGGCUUUAAGAUGGGUUUUACAGGGUUUUUUUGAAAAAUUUUAUAUUACUUUAGACGAUUUUUGAUGAUUUUUGGUAAUUUUGGUAAUUUUUUGGCUUUUUAUUCAUAGAUUUGACUAAAUUAUGUAAUAGUAGAGCAUCUGGAGUGUUUUAGAACUUAGUUUAUUAAAAAAAUGUAAAAAUUUUUACCAUGUGUAAUAUAAUUUUCGCUCUGAAAAUGCAAAUUUCAGCCCUUCACGGAUCCCCCAGAGGAUGAAGAAGAAGAGGAGAGCCUUCCCGCGCCACCCACUCCCGUCAACCCACCCAAAAAAGGCCGAAAAUCGAAGGUGGAGAUGACCGGCAGCCCAAGCCCCGCCCCCUCCAGUCCAAGUGUGACCCGCCAAUCCGCACAUCGCCUCAGCAUCACCUCCGAUGACAACUCCAACCUCGACCAGUCGUCCCCGGGCUCGCCGAAAAAGAAGCGUGGAAUCCCGCCGAGCCGAUUACCAACGGCAAUCGAAUCACGAAAAUUGCUGAUCCCAAAGCGAUUGAAACGCGAUCCGAAUGGCCCGAAAAUGAAACCGGGACGGAAAUCGUUCAAUGAACUCAGAGAAAGAUACAAACAGAAGCUGAUGGAGGUCGUGGAAGGCCUUCAAAGCAUCACGGAAGGCGGCCGAAGAAUCUGCAAGGAAUUCCUCUUCCCACCGAGCCCAAAAGACUUCCCGGAGUACUAUGAAGCCAUCAAAAAUCCCAUCGAUUUAACCCAGAUCAAACACAGGAUCCAGAAUGGAGAUGUGGGUCUUGAAUUUUUGAAAAAAUUAAAAAAAAAAAAUUUUUUUGAAAUUUUAUUUUUUGAGUUAAAUUUUGAAAAAUAGUGAAUGUAGAAAGAAAGUUUGUGAAAUUUAAAGGCAGAUUAAGGGGUUUUGAUAUAGGUUUUUAUAUAAUUUUGGGGAAAUUUUGACACCUUUUGACCUGGUAUAAUAUAGCAAAAAAAAUUUUUGAAAUUGACGAUUUUUUGGGGAGUUUGGGAUUUUAUAAGAUGUGAAAUGACCUGAAAAAUAAUUUUAGGAUAGUUAGGAGUGGUUUUGUUACGAUUGAGUUGGGAUUUUUAUCAAAAAUUUGAAUUUCAUACCUAGUGCAAUAUAAAAAAAUUUUUAAAAUUAGUUGAAUUUGAAGAUUUUAAUGAAGGAAAAGGUUGUCUAUGAGAUCUUGAUUGAUUUUUUGAUGGGAUUCAACGAUUUUUUAAUUGAAAUCGCAAAAAUUUUACCGAAUUUUUUACCUAAAACAAUGUAAUUUUUGGUGUUGUUAGAUGGAAAGGUUUUGGAAAUAGAUUAAAAAAUCUGAGUUAUAUGGAAUUUGGUUUCAGUACAAGGUGUCGGACGAAUUUAUGGACGACAUCCGCCUCAUGUGCCGAAACGCCCGCCAUUUCAACGAACCAGGCUCCCAGAUCUACAAAGACGCCAAUACCCUCGAGAAACAGGGCCUGCAUUUGCUGGGAAUCGUCACCAACAACACCUCUCUGCAUUGCCCACCACCCAGCAAGUAAGAUUUUACCGAUUUUUGACAUUUACGUUUUUUGUCCAUAAUGUUUUCAAAAAUCCAUAAAUUUUGACGUUUUUUGUACAUAAUCGGUGAUUUCAGAAAGCAACCGACCUAUUUCAACGGAGAUCUGGAUGAAGAGGUCCCAUACGUGUAUAAGCCAAGCCCUAAGAUCAAAAAAGAACGGCCUCCGCCGACUCCGAGCCGCCUCAACGGCCUCCAACAUCACAUGUUGUCCAUCCUGGACGCAAUUUCCAACUGCAGAGGCGAUAAUAAUCGCCUGUUGUCGGACAAAUUUAUGCGACUACCCUCGAGGGCGGUAAGGAAAUGAAAUUUGGCGGAUUUGACGGGAAAUUGAAAAUUCAGGUUUUCGUGGUGGGACCUAAAAUUGAAAUUUUUUGAAGGAAAAGUGGUGGAAAGGGUAUUUUGGGAGGGUAUAUAUGGAGUAGGUCUAAAUUUAGGACUUUUUGUGGCGGUUUUGGUCAAUGUGAGGUUUUCGUGGUGGGACCCAAAAUUUGGUUUUUUUUUUGGAAAUUCUUGAUUGGAAGGCUUGCAAUUGAUGAGUUGAGAGUGCUGAGAAGUUUAGAAUUGAGAUUUUUGUGGGAUGUAUUGCGUAUAAGGUUUUCGUGGUGGGACCCAAAAAAUAGUUUUUUUUGUAUUUUUUUGAUUGGAAGGCUUGCAAUUGACGAGAAAAGAGCGCUGAGAGGCUUAGAAUUCUUAGAAUUGAGAUUUUUAUGCGUUUUCUUACUUAUGAGGUUUUCGUGGUGGGACCCAAAAUUUGUUUUUUUUCGAAAUUUUUUUUCCGAUUUGACUGUUUUCGUAUUUUAGGAGUACCCCGAGUACUACGACAUCAUCAAAAAACCGAUGGAUUUGAGCAGAAUCCGCCACAGAAUCGUCUACAAGCCCUACGAUUCGCUGAGACUUUUCCUGAACGAACUGAACUUGGUCUUCGAAAAUGCGUGCAAAUUCAACGAACCGGACUCGGAAAUUUAUCGCGACGCCAUCACUCUGCAAAAGGAACUCAUGGAAAUCAAAGCGGAACUUUUCGAGGAGUCCACGGUACCCUCGGUUCAAGUGCAAGUUAAGAGAAUUUUAACCAACUUGCUGGUCUAUGUGAACACCUACGCCGAGAACGAGAGAGUAUUGGCGGAUUCAUUUGCCGACGUCAAGGAUUUGUUCGCGAAAAACGGCCUCGAAGUGGCGGAAAUGCCAUUCACCUUCGACCAGCUGAAGAUCAAUGUGGACAAAGGAAGAUACCGAAGACUGGACCGCUUCCAAGACGAUUUGUUUGCGUUGUUCGCGAAGGUCAGACAACUCACUUCACCCACCAGCCAGAUUUUCGAAGACUCCAUCAAGCUUCAGUUGGCUUUUAUCAAUAAAAGAGAGGAGUUGUGCAAGACGGUCCUCGUUUCCCCGGCCAGCACGUACAAUGAGUCCAUGCUGAACGACGAAGUGGACGAACAAAGGAAAGAACAUAGACUGAAGUUGAAGGAGGAAAAGAAAUUGGAGAAGGAAAAGGACGAAAAUCAAGAUUUGGAGGUAAAAAUUUAUAUUGUAGUAGGGGUUGAGGGGAGCCUUGGAAAAAUUGAAAUUUCUGGGGGAUUGUGGGAAUAUAGUAAGGUAAAUUGAUGUUUUCAGCAACAAGAAGGCUUGGAGAGUGUUGAAAAAGAUGGAAUCGAAUACUCGAUCGGCGAUUAUGUUUAUGUCUCGUCCGAAAAAGAACAACGACACAUUUUGAGAAUUCAGAGCAUAAAAAGGGUCCCAGAAGAGAAUAAUGAACUACUGAUUAGUGGAAUCUGGGUCUAUAAGCCAGCACAGACCUUCCACUUGGCCACAAGGAAGUUUUAUCCGAAUGUAAGUGCAGAUUUUUUUGGAUUUUUUGGAUAUUGUAGUAGGUGGUCAUGGAGAAGAUAAAAAAUGGGAAAAGAUCGGGUUAUAUUGAGGCAAAAGUGAUAGUAAUAGAUUGUUUAUGAGUUUUUAAGGAAUGUAGAAUAGAUUGAGAUCAAUUUUAGGCCAAAAUUUUGAUUUUCAAGUUUUCGUGGUGGGACCAAAAAUUUUUGAAUUUUUGGGGAGAAUGACCUGUCAAUGGCUGUUAAAAAAAUUUUUUGUUUGAAAUCGUAUUUUAGGAGGUGUUUUUGACCGAAUUCCCCGGAAGUGUCACCGUCGACCGGCUGAAGGGAAAGUGCGCCGUGAUGUUCGUUGACGACUACUGUACGUCGGAACCGAAAGGAUUCGAAUCCAAGGACAUCUACGUGUGCGACCAUCAAUAUUUGGGACGACGACUUCAUUUCCGCCGACUUUCCACAUGGCCGUAUCCGGAAGAUGCCGAGAAGUUGAAAUUUGAAGCCAGACCGGAGGAAAUCACGGUGGAGAAAACGGAAACCAGCGAGUUUGUGAAUUCAGAGGUGAGGCUUUUGAGAUUUAGGGGGUUUUGAGGCGUUUUGGGGAGUUUGAAAGUUUUCGUGGUGGGACCCAAAAUUGGGUUUAAAAUUUUUGAAAUUGGGGGAUAUUUUUGAUUGAAAAGUAAAAUACGGAGUGUAGGAAUGGGUUUGAAAAGAUUUCGGGAAUUUUGAGGCGUUUUGGAGAGUUUGAAAGUUUUCGUGGUGGGACCCAAAAUUGGGUUGGAUGAUUUUGGAAAUUGGAGUAGAUUUUGAUUGAAAAGUAAAAUAUAGAGUCUAGGAAUGGUUUUGAAAUGAUUUCGGGGGAAUUUUGAGGCGUUUUGGGGGGGGGGUUUGAAAGUUUUCGUGGUGGGACCUAAAAAUGGGUUUAAAAAUAUUUGAAAUUGGAUUAGAUUUUGAUUGAAUAGUAAAAUACGGAGUAUGGGAAUGGGUUUAAAAAGAUUUAAGGAAUUUUGAGUUUUCGUGGUGGACACAAAUCUCAUUUAAAAAAAAUUUUUUAUUCGAUUUUUUUAUUUUUAGGCUGCCAAAUCAACAAACGACGAGCCCAGCGAAGACGAGGACGAAGAGGAAGAGGACGAGCGAAUGCGUGGCCUUCCAUACGUUCUGGAUGUGCACAGGGAAGAGGUGAUCCUCAAAAGACAUGUCGCAAAAUCUCUGGACGAGGACGAAGAACCCCAAGAAGAAGGGGAAAAGGAAGAAAAGGAGGCCGAAAAGGAGCCCAUCAAGACCGAAAAAGAACCCGAAAAGACCGAAAAAGAGCCCGAGACGGCUAGCGCCGAUGACGUCAUAUACUACGAGCAGAUUUACACCGCCGGAAUGUACCUGCGACACGGCGACUUUGUCUUGGUUUUCAAUCCAAAGAAGCCGUUUUGCGAUGUGAUGCGCAUGGAAAAGAUUUGGAAAACCCCGGAUGGGGAACGAUAUUUCUCCGGAUCGUGGUUUUGCCGACCCUGCGAGACCGUCCACGAACCCUCCAUCAAGUUUUACAAAAAAGAAGUUAUCAUGGUCGAAGGCCGAGAUCGCGUCGAAUUGGUCGAUUCGAUUCAAGCCAAAUGCACGGUGUUGACGAUGAGGAAUUGGCAGACCUGUAGGUGCAAAAAUUGGAGGGAUUUGGAAAAAAAUUUUGAGAAAUUUUUUGAGUAGUAAAAUUAUAUUACUUUAGGGGAAAAAGGAUUAAAUUUUGGUGAAUUUCAAUGGAAUUUGAUGUAAAAUACGGUGUAUACAGAAUUACCAGCCUAAUGAAGUUGUUUUAAAAUACAAAAUUUUUGAUUUUUUAUCGGAAUUUUGAGAUUUUUCAAAAAAAAAAUUUUGUUUUUUUUUUGAUUUUUAUGUGAAAAUUUUAGGAUUUUAUGAUGCAGUGGUUAAUUUUCAGGCAUCUUCAGACUAUUAAAAUUGUUUUAAAAAUACAAAAUUUUUGAUUUUUUAUCGGAAAUUUUGGGAAUUUUCAAAAAAUUUUUUUGCUUUUUUUUGAUUUUUUUGAAAAUUUGAGGAUUUUAUGAUGCAAUGGUUAAUAUUCAGGCUUCUUCAGACUUUUAAAAUUGUUUUAAAAUACAAUAUUUUUGAUUUUUUGUCGGAAAUUUUGCUAUUUUUCAAAAAAAAUUUUUUGCUUUUUUUUUGAUUUUUAUGUGAAAUUUGAGGAUUUUAUGAAGCAGUGAUUUGUUCAGGCAUCUUCAGACUAUUAAAAUUGUUUUACAAUCCAAAAUGUUUGAUUUUUUAUCGUAAAUUUUUCGAUUUUUCAAAAAAAUAUUUUUUGCAUUUUUUGAUUUUUUUAUGCAAUACCAUGAUGAGUAAUAUUUUCAGCCCGUCCGACGGAGAUCCCAGAGUGCGAUGUGUUCGUCUUGGACCACAAAGUCUCGGGCGACCCCAGGGAUCAGGAGAAUUACAUGAAAUACGCCUCUCACAAAGUUUUCCGCCGAAUCAAGGUAAGAAUUUGUAAAAUACGGGGGUUUCCAAUAGGCUUUUUUAGAUUUUUGGAGAAAAAAAAAUUGAAAAAAAAAAAAUUUUUUGAGCUUUUGAAAAAAAAAUUGAGCCAUGGAAACGGCCAAUUUUUGAUUACAUAAAACUACUUUCGAAUGCAAAAACCCCUCUCAAGAGGGGACAGAAGUAAUAAGCGUUCGACGAAAACACAUGUUUUAUUUUUUUGGGGACAAAAAAAUGGAAAAAAUUGAUUUUUUGGAAAAAAAAAAUUUUGAAAUUGAAAAAAUGACCAAAAAAUUGAUGGUUAAGCACAUUUUUGAUAUGCAAAUUUACUUAAAAAUGAGUUAUUUUGUAAAAUUUUGAAAAAAAAAAAUUGUUUUUGCAACCCAAUUUUGGGUCCCACCACGAAAAUUGUUGGUUUUGGAGAAGUUUGUUUUCGCCACUCAGACGUUUGCACCGUACAUUCUCACCCAUUUCCCGUACGAUAUAAACCCGAUCCGACCUCAUAAACCGUCAACAGAGGGCUUAAAUUUCCGCGAAGCCGGAGAAAUCGGAGAGAGUGGGGCGACGAACGGAGAGCACAGCCGGAAAAACGAAGCCUAGAGAGGAAUGCAAUCGGAUAUUAUUUACUAUUCCACCACCAACCCCCAUUGAAAUGCAGUGGAAACGGACCAAUUUCACCGUUAAUUGUCUGGAAACCCCUCAAAAGUCGGGGUGAUCCCUCGAGAAGCGGUGUUUUCUCUGCCCACGAAAAUCGCAUCACGCUGUGAUGUCUCGCACCGGCCGCAGAACCAAGAAUCCCCCGCUUGCCGAAGCCCCACAGCCACCCAGAAAUGAGUCGCUAACUGUCUGCCGUCUCUUCGAAUUGAAUGUUUUGUCGAAAUCCUUCGGAAAUUGAUGUUAAUCUGGAAGAAAUGGGUCGGAACUGAUCUCUCGACGUUUUGUUUUCAUCUCUGCGGCUUCGUAAUGACACAAGAAAGGUUCUGAGUCUUGCCGAGUCCUCUGGCUGUCUGUAAAUGAAGAUUGGACAUGUAUUUUGUCGACUUUUGCUGUCUGCUCCCGUGAUCUCUCGCUCCGUCGCCAGCUGAACGAAGAGCUCCAGUCGUUGGUCGCUGCCCAUGCUGCGGGACCUUUAACGCCUCCUUUGAGAGACUCUUUUGCUCCAAAACCCUCGAUUUCUCUGUCGGUCUCUCGGAUUUGGUGAGUUAAAGUCGACUCUCUCGUCGCACUGUCCAUAAAAUCAGCGGAAUCGGACUUCUCCCGCCUCUCUGGUCAAACUGCAUUUGUUCGUCGGGCUCUCUCGUUGUUUCCCGCGGUAUCUCAACAGCGGACUCUAGACAUGGCUAUAGCCGCCCCGCAUCCAUCGCCGCGUCUCUCUCGGCGCGCCAUUAAAACGCGGUUAAAGCCGGGCGCGCCUCAUGCUUAAUGUCCCCCCCGAAACGAACCGCCACCGCCGCGAAACCCCUCGCGUCCCAUUGCCGUCUUGUGCUGGUCGCCGUCUCGUAUCAAAACAGCGUAUUUUGUCGUUUCUCUGCUUGUCUAGAGCCCCGAAACAAGAGAGGCCAGCGGAUUGCACUGUGCAGUCACCUCUCUCGUUGUGUCUCAAAGAAAAGCUCUUCUCGCACCCCGUUUUUGAAUACCCUCUGUGGUCUAGCCGUCCAGUUGUCUCUCGUCGGUCUCGCGUCGUCUCGAAUGGUCGUUUGGUGUCUUCGCAGAGCGUUGUCGCUCGAUCUCGCAGCCAGCCGCCCAACCAGUCCAACUAGAAAAAACUCGGAAUGCCCCUUGUGCUGGUGGUCGCCCCGUUCUCCUGUCUCUCGGCGGCGAGAAGAGAGCGGAGACUCGCCCCUUUCCCCCCUCCAUCAAGCCUCGCUCGGUCCCUGCUGCCUGCCUCCCUUCCCGUUGUGCUGAGAGGAGGGGAGAGUUCGUGGGUUCGGUCGGUGCUUCUUCUUCUUCGCCUUCUUGUCGCCCCUGCCUGCCUGCCUUCCUUGCCCCCUUUUCUUCUUCUUCCUUCCUUUCCAGCUCUCCCCCCGUCCCUGCCCCACCAGCAGCGAACGGGAUCCGUUCUUCGCCGCCGCCGCCCCGGCUCCGCCACGCCGAACCCAGUGGAGCCGUUCGCCCGAGCCAGCGGCUCCAUCGGCCAGCGCGGAGCGCGCAUUCCGAACCCGCUUUUCUCGCAGGGCGUCGAGCCCGCGGAAACGACGGCGGAGACGCCGGGGACUCGACGCGAAACUCGCACGUGUUUUUGAUGUAUGGGCUUCGCGAAGGGAGUUUCGGAUGUGACACGGCGUUUGGCUAGCGGGGUUUCGGCUGUCCGGCGGGCUCGUUUUAACAGCUAAAGCCUUGGCUUGGAAUGGUUUGAUGGUUUUAUCCUGGAUCUUUGAGUAUUCAUUGAUUUUAGACCGGAGUUUGGCUCAUAGCGCGUGCUAUAGCCGAAUAUUGUUGGACUUGCGAUGAUUAGCCGGUUUUAGAGAGAAUCUAUUGAUUGUUUUAUGCAUUUCGAGAAGUCCGGAGGAGUUUCAGCUCCAGAAACGACUCCGCCGCAUCUUGAAAAACCCUCCUUCGCCCCUCGGAUUCGCCCCAAAAGCGGCCGCUGCGAGACCUUUUUCCCCCCUCUCGAAGAACCAUGUGCUGGCCGUGCGGAACGACCAAAACUUGUCUCUCUUCCUCCCCACACUGACGUGUCCCGUGGCCUCUUCGCAGCCUGUAAGCCACCUGAAGCCCCUCAAAAAGGGGUUUAGUUCUCCGCGGGAGCAAUAAAAUUACUCCGCGAAGUAGCCGAGCGCUGGCAGAGGAGUUGCUUGUCUUCAGCCACUUGCUUUACUUUUUUUACCCCCUUCUCCGCGAAGCCGGACCCAAAGCGGUAGGGGAUCUCGCAGAGAAGGCCCGAAGCCAGCCAGAGAGCACAGCACAUGGAGAUUGAGGUAGAGAAACAGAGAGAAAUAUGGCUUUGACAUUAAACUUGAGUUUUGUAUAAAGGAAAAUGGAUAAAUAGAGGAUUUUUAGGGUUUUUAUCUGUAAAAGUUUUAAUUAUUCGCCUAAAAUUGUUGGAAAAUAUUUUGAACUGUAGUCUCUGAACGGAACGAGUUGUUUUCGUAACGAAAAUCGGUCGGAACAUUCACCAUUUCGAACACAUGGCGACCUUCUUUGUGAUGUAAACAAGCGGUAAAAAUAUAACUCUGUGGAGAUGAUAUCGCGUUUUGUGUACGCAAAAUGACAGAGAAUUUCUAAUUUUCUGCAACAAACCGUCGGAAAAUGCGUUGGAGAUAAGGAACGGGCCAAAAAUUAUAUUACACUUGAUAUGUCAAUUAUAAUAUAAUUUUUUGCCGAUAAAACGCGCUCAAACCAAAAGGAAUAGGUACGAGCACGCGGGUUAUGACCCCUCCCGUCCACACAUCACGUCGCGAACGCCUCUUUGCUCUUCUCCUUCUCGCCCCUCAGGCUCCUUCCCCCCUCUUUUUUUUUGUUUUUGCCCCGCGUCCAGCCAAAACUCUCGGAAGCGGGGAGCCCCCGCUUUGGUCACUCGGCUCACCCCGCUGACCGAACCGAGUAACACGCUUGGGAGGAACGGUGAACGCCGUUCCGAGCUUUGGGAGGGAUUUUUUGGGACUUUAAAGCUAGAAUAAGGCCGAAAAUACCGAAUUUUGAGGAAAUUGGGGAGAAAAGGGAGUGGGAAUGGCAAAAAAUUAAAGGAAAUGCCUCUAAGAAGUUGUGGAUGCUAUGUUGGGAGUUGGAAAUUUUGAUUUUUGAAGAGAAUUCGAGAUUUUUUUGUUUUUUGACUAAAGUAAUAUCCAAAAAAUGAUUUUUUGAAAUUUCAGCAAUACCCAUUGUCGGCCGCUGUACCGGAUGACGAAGUUUUUUACUUCAAGAACCCAGUAACCAUGGAACGAGUGAGUUUUGAAAAAAAAAUUUUUCGAAAAUUUUUGAGAUUUUUUGAAAUUUUUUUGAAUUUUUUUUAAAUUUUUGGCAGUUGAAAAAAAUCGCGACUUGUUUCAACUGUAUUGAAUAGUCUUAUAAGUCUUAUAAUGCGCGCAAUUUGCAGGAACUCUCCUCGGAAGUCGCGAAAACCGACAACGCCCUGCCCAUCGACCACCACGACCUGGAGAAUGAGGACCGGCAUGUCACGGAGCAGCUGGAAAGCUCCCCCGUCCUCAAGGACAUUGCCUGGCUCGCCAACCAACCCAAGCUGAACGCCAAAUCCAAGUCCGGCUACAUCCUGUUUUCGGCCGAAAUCCGCAAACGAAUCAUGAACGAGAACCCGGAAUCGGGCUUCGGAGAAGUCAGCAAAAUUGUCGGAGUGGAGUGGAAAAAACUCACUGACGAACAGAAACGACAAUACGAGGAACGAGCCAACAUCAUCGCCGAUGCACGCGCCAAAAACGACCUUUUAACACCGAACAGCAAGGUCCUUCAGGUAGGAUAAUAUAAAUUUUGGAGGAAAGUUGGGGGAAAGUUGAUUGAAAUUGGGUUGAAAUAGAAAUAUGAGAGUAUUUGAGAGCCACUGCUAUGAGUUUUUUCAGUUUUUUGAGGGUUUUGGACGUAGAGGAAGAGUUGGCAAAUUUUGGGUCAAGUGUCCCCCUUGAAGGGGGACAAUGAAGGAAAAAUUCGGAUUUUAGGGGGAAUUUGGUAAAGUUGAGGUGGAUAUAAGGAAUAGAAGUAGUUUAGAAGGCUGUAGAAUCUUUUUGGACAAGUUCUGAGUUGAUUUGGCAGGCAGGGUAACACUUGACCCAAUGGGUCAAGUUUUCCUCUGGCGAUAAAACGCUUAGAAAUCAGCGAAAUAAGGAUAAUUUUGGUGUGAAUUAGAGCGAUAAGAAGAAUUGAGGGUAGUUUUAAGGUGAACAUAUUUUUUCAGCUAAUAUUUGACCUUAUCCAUGAUGAUUUGACCAAGAUUUUAUUUCCCCAAUUUCAGCCCGGUGAGAUCCGCGUGAACGUGUGCAAAUGGCACGGAUGCGACUACCAGUUCGACCAUCCGGACGGCCUCUUCGAACACAUCCGCGUGAGCCACGCGUCGGCCGACGAAAACAAGGUCGUCAUCGACGGCGAGGCGCAUUACGCAUGCCUCUGGAUGACCUGCGUGAAGUACCGACAGACCGGAAAACCCUUCCCAUCCCUUCCCAGACUCCUCCGCCAUAUACGAGAGAAACAUAUGCCCGCUUCCGGCAAGGUUAUCCAACCAAAUCAGAGGGGAAAGUAAGUGCGGGUUUUUUUUGAAGAUUUGGGAGGAAAUUUUGGAGAAAAUGGGUAAAAUACGGCUGAGAUUAAUGGAAUUUUUGAUUCAGAAGGGAGUAGAUUUUAGAUGAAAUUAUUAUUUUAUUUUUUUGAAGGGAAAAUUUUUGAUUUUUUCGACGAAAAAUGAGAUUUUUGACAUUUUUUUGGAUUUUGAAGGAAAAUUGGUAAAAUACGUUUUUUUAUGGUGGUAUGUUGGGUUGAAAGUUAAUUUUAUUGUGGUCAGUGGUGUUACGGUGAUUUUUAUUUUUAAAAAGUUUGAUUUUUUUGACGAAAAAUGGCGAAAAUUUGAAAUUUUUUAAAAAAUUUUUGGGAUUUUUAAAGAUAAGGCUAAAAUGAGAGUUUUUUGGCGAAAUUUUUGUUUUUUUUUUGAUUAAUGAGUAAGAAUAAAGUGUAAUAAAGCUAAUGAACACAAUUUCCAGACACUUCUUCCACUACAUUCCGCAGUCGGAGCCCUCGAACAACUCCACCAAGGACCAGUCGCACGGCCUGUUCAUCAACCAGCCGAACGGCGUGACCACGGCCACCGCCGUCGCCCACAAGACCGCCAUCCCGCUGGACGGCCCCCCAACCACGCCCUCCUCCUCGGUCCCCCCUUACGCCGCCACGCCCUCGACUUCGGCGGCCCCGCCCCACUCCCACCAAACCCAACAAACGCAACAAGUCUACGUCCAACAAACCACCCCCGCCACCACACAAGUCGUACAAGUCAUCAACGGCUCCAGUUUGUCCAUCAACGGCUCCUCCGUCGCCUACCUGAACAGCUCCACCCCGUAUCAGGUGAUCGUCAAUCACCAGCCCCAAACCAUCCAAGCCCAGCCCGGACAACAAAUCGUCGUACAACAUGCGGUCCCCUCAUCAAGCCAACAACAUAUUGUUGUCCAUGGAGCCCAACCCCAGCAACUCCAACCCGGCCAAUAUCAGAUCCAUCAUGGCCAGGUUCAACAGCCCCAAACCUCCACUUAUCAGAACACCGUGGUAACGGCGGCACCAAAACCUGAGCCUUUGUUUGUCCCACCACCCAACUCGAUAAAGGUCAAGAGGGUCCUACAUUCGAUGACCUAUUAUAAGUAAGUGAUGUCUAGUGUAAUAUAAAAAAGUUGGGGAAUAGAGCUGAAAUUGAGAAUAAAAAUAAGGAAAGGCCUGUGAAUUAUGGAAAAAGAAAGAAAAUCGGGAAAUUUUUGGAAAAACUGGGAUUUUUUGAGGUCGGGGUGUCUAGUGUAAUAUAAAAAAGUUGGGGAAUAGAGCUGAAAUUGAGAGAAUAGAGGGGGAGUGGAAUGUAAAAUACGGAUUCGAGAGAUUUUCUCUUAAAUUUCAGGGAAAUAUGGAUUUUUUUAGGUUUAGGUGUCUAGUGUAAUAUAAAAAAGUUGGGGAAUAGAGCUGAAAUUGAGAAUAUAGAGGGAGAGGGGGAUGUAAAAUACGGAUUCGAGAGAUUUUCUCUUAAAUUUCAGGGAAAUAUGGAUUUUUUUAGGUUUAGGUGUCUAGUGUAAUAUAAAAAAGUUGGGGAAAUGAACUGAAAUUUAGAAUAAAAAUAAGAAAGGGCUGUGAAUUAUGGAAAAGAAAAAAAUCGCGAAAUUUUUGGAAAAACUGGGAUUUUUUGAGCUUGGAUUGCCUAGUGUAAUAUAGGCUCAAAAAUAGUCAAGGCUCUGGUUAACUGAGUUGAAAUUCGGGGAAAGCAGAUAAAAAGGGAUGUAAAAUAUGAUUCUUGCACCUGUUUUGGAUUUUUGAAAAUUUGCUUGGAUUUUUUGUCAUCAGAUCUCUAGUGUAAUAUAAGGUCAAACGUAGGCAAAGAUAAGGCUAGAUUGAGACGAAAUUUGAUUACUAGAAGUUUUAUGAGGUGUAAAAUGAUUAUCCAAAAUAUUUUUUUGAUUUGAAACUAAGCAACAAUUGUUUUCAGAUACGUGGAAUCGAUGAAUAAAGUAAGGGCAAACCGGGUAAAUGGACAUGAACGACCGCCGAAAAUACGCUCGGAUCAACGGAAAGCAUUCUUGGCGUUAUUGGGAAGGGUAAGGAAGAGUUUAAUUUUUUUUUUUUUUUUUUUUUUUUUUGGAGAAAAAUAGGGGAAAUUGCCUAAAUUAAUGUAAUUUUUAAUAUUUUUUUUACUUUCCUUGAGUAAAUUUUGGAUAAAAAUUAAUUUUGGACAAGUUUAGGACGAGAACCAACGACUCCGAGACGACGAAAUGUCCCGCGCCAUCCACCGACUCCGCAACGAUCUCCUGGAAAGCGUCUCCAACAUCCAAGCGGUGGAAUACAUGCUCGACCCAUAA